This is a messenger RNA of Saprolegnia diclina VS20, 2952 nucleotides long. RefSeq lists its product as hypothetical. Bases 1 to 2952 code for a protein of 983 amino acids. The transcript has 6 exons. The record is from RefSeq and is a predicted model, not a curated record. NCBI's taxonomy places the organism in Eukaryota, Oomycota, Saprolegniomycetes, Saprolegniales, Saprolegniaceae.
AUGGCGAUGGACAUGCACGCUUCCUCGAUGGAGGACGACCUACGGAAGCAUCGGCAGCCACCGCAGGUGGACGAGCGCUAUCCUCGGCUGCAGGACGGCCGCUUCGACGCGCACCUCGACCGGCGCAUGACGAUGAACGAGCUCAACAUGUCGUUCUCGCUCUUGAACCCGGAGAAGUCCAACUUCCUCGCCAACCUCGAAGCGCGGCAAGACGAGCAUCCGCUGCUACCGAUCGUCUUUGAGCAGCUCUGCGCUGUCCACGAGUCGUACCAGACGCAGACGCGCAUCAUGAAGCGAUGGAAGGACGCUGAACUCGAGCUGAGCUUGACGCAAGAAACAAACCACGAGGGCGACGUUCAGGAGCUCAUUGACGUCAUUGAAGACCUGCGGCAAAAGAUGACGUUCUCCGAGACCAAAGAUGCGAGUUCGCGACGGCAGUCUCGCGUGAGCGUUGACUCGUUUACGAACGACAGCGGCCUCGUGGCGUUCCUGUCGCAGCAACUUGAAACCGCGCAGAACCAACUCCUCGAUCUUGCACGCGAUUUCAAUGUCAAGACGGCCCGACACGACGUCAUGCGCGAGCAGCUCGAGAACCAAGCCAUGGCGCUCCAAGACGUCAACCAAGAGUUGGCGAACGAGCUUGUCAAGCUCCGGGCCGAGAUCGCGCGUCUGCGCGCCGACGGCGAGAUCCUCGAUGCGCAACACAUUCGCACUCUGGACGACCUCAAACACGAGCUCGGCGCGCUUACGGACGAGAAUGCAUCGCUCGUCGCGCGUAAUUACGCCCUGGAGAGCCACGUCGCCGGUCUGAAAGCACCACUCGCCUCUCGAUCGUCGGCACACGAGCCUUUAAAGAGCCUCGAAAAGCAGCUCGAUGAAGCUCGCAUCACCAACCUCGGUCUCGCAGAGCGCAACCUUGCGCUCAGUGAUCAAGCAGAUCGGCUGCAAGUGGAGCUUCGGGACGCGCUGGCGCGAAGCCAACGUCUUGUGGACGUGGAGAAGCAAAACCAGACGCUCCAGCAACUGCUGUGCGAAGCCCGCGACGAGACAGAAGAGCUCCAGUCGUCCAGUGACGCCAUGCGCAAGGAAAACACGUUCCUUCUUGACCAGAACACCGAGCUUAUGCACGACGUGCGCGUGCUCUCGUCAACCGUCGACGAUCUCAAGCUCGCACAGAUGCAGGAGACGGCCGCGCCCGACGCGACACUGACAGAGAAGCACCAGAACGACGCCCAUGCCGAUCAAGUCGCGAUGCUCGAGACUGCUCUUGCCGAGAACGACGCCAAGAUCUCCGCCCUUCGCGAUCUCAACCAGGACGCGCUGGCCGAGCUCGAGGCAAAGCUGGCGCAUAUCCAGACGCUGGAGACGCAGCUUGCUGAGCGCCUGCCGUCGUCCGACGACCAUGUGCACUUGGUCCAGGAAAACGCGCGACUUCGAACAGUGAUCGAAGAGCUCGAAGCGGAUCUUGGUCAGCGCACGGCCGAGCUCGCACACAUGGAGCGCAACCUCGCAUCCAUCCGUGCGGCGCCAUCCCAAGCUGAGCUUGCCGCUGUGCAUGCGCUGGAAUUGAUUAAGCACCGCGAGACGCGGCUGCAAGACGAGGUCCACGCGUUGACGGCCAAGGUCGACGCAAUCGCGGUCGAGCGCGACGACUUGGUGCGCAGCAUUGGCGACAACGAACGCUGGUCCGUCCAAAUGAGCGACGAAAUGAAGCGCAUGAACGAGCAGUUUGAGCAAGUCAUAACGCACCGGACGCAGGAUCUCCAGCGCCAGAACGAGAGCUUGACGGAGGCGUUGACGCGGGAGAAGGCGAACGUAGCUCAGUUGCGCAACCAAGCGACCAAGGUUCCGCCCGAGAGCCCCGAACUCGUCGAGCUUCGCGCCGUGCAACACACACUGCGAAGCAUGAUUCUCGACAUAGCAGAACACGUGGCAGUCGACUGUCCGCGGCGCGCGUCCCAAGACCCGAUCGAGCUCGUCGCCGUCCUCUCUGAUCUUCGGCAUCACGUAUGGAGCCUCGAGCAGCACAAGGCUACGUCGACCGCAGAAGCAAAAGGCUUGCGUGACGCGACGACGCAGGCCAAGGACGACCUCGCAGCCAUCCGACAGGAGCUCAACAAAGCACACGCGGCUGAAGUGCAUCUCAAGCGGCAACUCACAACUGCCGAACAAGCGCUUCGUGCCCAGAUGACCGAGCUGCGACAGAGCGCCAACAAGGUGGAGAUUCUGGAGGCAGAGCUCGCAGCGCGCGACGACGCUGGCGAGGCGAGUCGGCGAGAUAACAAGAAGCUCACGUCGCAAGUGCGGGACCUCCAAGAGGAACACGGGCGCUGCGCCUCGCGGGUCAUUGAUCUGCUGAACCUCCUCGGCGUCGCGGCCACCAACCCCCAGCAGCUGCACAUUUCAAAGGCGCUCGACCAUGCGACGCGGCGUGUGGCAGCGAUCCUCCGCUCGGCCAACGAGAAGCUCCAGUGCUCAGCGACAGCCCACGAAAACGAACGCGACUCGCUCAGCGCCGAGCUGCGCGUCGCCACCGAGCGCGGGCUCCAGAUCGAGAAGGAUGUCACUGGUUUUCUGACGGUGCUCUUUCGCUCUCUUGGCCGCGAGUACGACGCCACGCGUGCCAUGCCCGAGGCCUUUACGGUCGCCACCCAGCUCGUUCUUGACCUGCAGAGCCAAGUGCAGACGGCAGCGACCUCCGAGCAAGGGUCGUCACCCGCGUCGGACCGGCGCCUGGCAACCCUUGUCGCGAGCCGCGAGCGCAAGAUCGAGCGCAUGAACCAACACAUGACGCAGAUGUUUCACGAGUGCUUGGCGCUCCAGCGUAUGAACGAAUUGUACGCGCAUGAAGUCGCGCACCUCCGGGCGCGCGAGAAGCACCUCGAGCACGACCUCGUGUCGGUGCUCGGCGACCCGACCCGUCGAGUACCUGCCGCACCCGAGACGCGAUAA